Teleopsis dalmanni is the source of this 609-nucleotide messenger RNA. RefSeq lists its product as uncharacterized. Lineage: Eukaryota; Metazoa; Arthropoda; Insecta; Diptera; Diopsidae. The record is from RefSeq and is a predicted model, not a curated record. Bases 196 to 552 code for a protein of 118 amino acids. The transcript is spliced from 2 exons.
AAGAGGACUAUUGUUUUCGUAUUGUGGAGUUUACUCUUUUGUGAAACAUCCCUUGGAAAGGUUCAAUGGACUUAUGAACCGCUCAGUGUUUAUUUUCAUACAUCCAAUCCCAAUGUGUUUGACUCGAAAUUAAGUAUAUAUCGCAUAUCUCGUGGUAAAUAUGGAUUAAACGGUUUUAUAGAUAUUAAACAGGACAUGUCAAAUAAUUAUAUAAUAGAAGUGAAUGUGUUGAAAAGUGUUUCAGGAAAUGAUAGAUAUAUCCCAACUGCAAUUAAAAUGCCACCCAAUAAUCUGGAGUACUAUAUGAAUAAUGUUUAUAAACUGUAUUUGAUGGAAGGGCUUAGUAAAUGUGCGCCGAAUUCGCCACAGUUUAAAACAGAGUUUAAGGCUCCAUUGACAAAACGACGAUUCGAACUAAAUAAAUGCGGCGCAAACACAACUAAUUGGCCAUAUUUGAACUCUGGAUUUUAUAAAUUGCAAAUACUUUUUUUAAGACCCAACAAUAUAACUAUUGAGGUUGUUGCAAAAGUUACCACUACGGGAAAUCUUUAAAGCACGGAUACCCCAAGGAAGCACAAUAUACGCAAUGAGUUAAAAACACAGAGAAUA